Molecule: messenger RNA, 1105 nt
Organism: Geodia barretti
Lineage: Eukaryota; Metazoa; Porifera; Demospongiae; Tetractinellida; Geodiidae
Source: the annotation of a GenBank genome assembly
CAAAACAGAAAUGGCCGAUGAUGAUACGGCAGCCACUGGGCGAGACGGCUUAGAGCCUCAAGGGAAAGAAUCUGCAGCUAGCAAGGAGAGUGUUGCUACUCCUCAAAGCUCCACAAACACAGCAGCAGACGAGGGAACCUCUCCCCGAUCCUCGCCGAAACGCAAACCAGUGGGUUUAGACUCGGACGGAAAAGGACCGCAGCGCCGAAAGACAGAUCGCAAGCCUACGCUGAAAACGUGGCUGUUGAAUUCACUGAAAAGGAAAGGGAGACGAAAAGACAACGCUGCCGCGUCUUCUCGUCGCUCGGUCGACCUCGAAACGUCCGAUUUCUCUUUCCACCAGCCUUCGCGAGUCUCUCCAGUGGUAAGGAAGAAAGGGAGUCCUUCACUUGAGCUCCACAAGACCUUCAAGCGACAUUCUUUUGUUGACGUUCAGACUGUCAAGGCUGCUAUUCAAGAGGGUGUAGAUGGUCUUCCAUCAGAAAUAAGAGUGAGCCAGAUAGAAAUUUUGUGUAGAGUGGGGAGUUCUCUUUCGUGAUGAAGAAUAGCUGGACUUAGCUAAUUUUGGUCAUUUUUCCUACUUUUCCUUUGGCUGAGUUAACAAUACAUCACAUUGCCCCAUUGCGCCUUGUGCAUCAGCACAUCCUACUGCAAAUAAUAUGGUUAAAGUUUCACUUCCUACAUUUUCUCGCCACAUUGUUUCUUAUCCUCCCAGGGUGGCACACCUCUCCACUACUACGUAUGGACAGACUCUGUCAAGAAGGACAAGACUGACUUCUUGGUCUCUCUUUUGACCACUGCUGAGGUGGAGGUUGACUGUAGGACUGAAGAUGGCAAUACACCCCUACACCUGGCUGUGAAGGUACGUAUACCAUUGACAUGCUUGUUGUGAUAGUUUUGUGCCGUUCAGGUUAGUUAGCCUUGUAACCUCUGAAACCCUUACGUAAGCCAGUAAGAUCACUUGCUGGGAGGGGCGGGCGACUAUAUGGCUGAAAUGCUAGUGAAUUAUAAGUGAUUUUCAGGCCUUGUUUUCACAAACUUAGUAGCAUAUUCAUAUUCCUCCUCCAUACAAUGGUUAAACCGAUGUACUGAGAGAGGGUCUGAG